GCUGAACUUGAGGGCUGAUCAGAUCCUGGAGAACCACAACUCCCCCCCCCCAGGGACAGAUGUACUUUGAUAACAAAGAUGACAGUACAAUUUCUAGACAACAAGAGAUGGAGCUGAAUCAGACAUCUUUACAUCAAACCAGUUUAUCUCCAAAGAUGGCAGCCAAUUCAAUGACCAGAAGUUGCAAUGAGCUGCAGCUAUUAAAAGAGUAUCAUGGCAUGGUAGCGAGCCUUGGAGAGCCACAGACCCUGUGUGAAAAAACAGCAAUUGGGGAGGAUGGCUGCAUUGCUCUGGGGAAGGAUUUCACUUCUGUCCCCAUGCAGGGAAGAUAUAACUUCAACUUUUCCAAAUUAUUCAGCUCAAGGUCAAAAAACACUGGUUUUACAGAGAAGACACCAUUGUUGAAGGUUUCCUCAGAGGAAAAUAGGUUGCAGUCCAUGGCUCUUCAUAAUCCAGAUUUUACCACAGAUGAUGAUUCAUGGGACAACAGCUCUGCAGAAUUUGAGCAGAGGUUUCAACUGGGAAGUGAAAUGACAAGUUUGUCCAGAUCUGCUUCUUCUGAGAAAUAUGAAAUCUUGGACAACCUUCAUGUCAAGUUCAAUUUAUCAAAAAUGAGGUGCUGUCUAAAAUUCCUAAAAGUUUCAGGCCUUUUUGUCUUUGUAGUUGUCUGCUCUAUUUUAUUUUGCACUUAUCCAGAUCAAGGUGUGUCCUGGCAGAUGUUGGCUGUAUCACCUCUGGAAAGCUUCUCUAUGAAUCUGACUGAUUUUCGUGAUGCUGCUCUGUUGAAAUUAGACAUAGGAGGCCCAUUUGUAGCAGAUGUAGUUGAUCAGCAAACAGAUGAAUAUGUUGUAGUACAAAUCAGCCAGACUGAAGAUGUUGGAUCAAGGAGGAGACACCAGCAGCAGGUGGUAUACAACUGGACUCUACCCUUAAGUUCAAGAAGAAAUCAGCAAAUCAUCACAACUAGAACCUUUCAGAUACUGAACAGAGGCACCAUCUUCAUAAACAUUCAAGCUUUCCUACAGGAGCCUGGAAGUGUUCCUCUAUCCAUGAAGCAUCAGUACCUUCAUGCAAAUAUAGAGGCACAAGUAACAAUUGCGUCCAUCGUCUUAGUAGGUGUCUAUGUGCUGAUCAUACUGGAAAUUGUCCACAGGACCCUCGCAGCCAUGCUGGGCUCUUUGGCAGCGUUAGCCGCCUUAGCUGCUGUUGGGGAGAGGCCAAGUAUGGUCAAAGUGGUGGAGUGGAUUGAUUACGAGACACUGGCGCUGCUGUUUGGAAUGAUGGUUUUGGUGGCUAUAUUUUCAGAGACUGGAUUCUUUGACUACUGUGCAGUAAAGGCUUAUCGAUUCUCUAGGGGCAAGGUGUGGGGCAUGAUUACGCUUCUGUGCCUCAUUGCUGCAAUUCUUUCUGCAUUUUUGGACAACGUUACCACGAUGCUACUCUUUACUCCAGUAACCAUAAGGCUCUGCGAAGUACUUAACCUUGAUCCUAGGCAUGUCCUGAUUGCAGAAGUAAUCUUCACAAAUAUUGGGGGGGCUGCCACAGCUGUUGGGGAUCCUCCAAAUGUGAUUAUUGUUUCAAAGCAGGAGCUGAGAAAGAAGGGAUUGGAUUUUGCAGCCUUCACGGGGCAUAUGUUUGUUGGCAUCUGCCUCGUUGUCCUUGUCUCCUUUCCUUUUCUCAGACUUCUUUACUGGAACAAAAAACUUUACAAUAAGGAGCCGAGUGAAAUUGUUGAGCUGAAACAUGAGAUCUAUGUUUGGAGACUGACUGCACAGCGCAUUAACCCAGCCAGCAGAGAGGAGACUGCCGUAAAAUGCCUCUUGAUGCAGAAGGUGUUGACUCUGGAGAUGCUCCUGAGGAAGAAGUUGAGGACGUUUCACAGGCAAAUUUCACAAGAAGAUAAAAACUGGGAAACAAAUAUUCAGGAACUCCAGAAAAAACACAGAAUAACAGACAAAAUUCUUCUCAUCAAAUGCCUGACUGUGCUGGGAUGUGUUAUUCUUAUGUUUUUUCUCAACUCAUUUGUUCCAGGCAUCUACCUAGAUCUUGGCUGGAUUGCCAUGUUGGGAGCCAUUUGGCUGCUAGUGCUAGCAGACAUCCAUGAUUUUGAGAUGAUAUUGAACAGAGUCGAGUGGGCAACCCUCCUUUUCUUUGCAGCAUUGUUUGUUCUCAUGGAGGCUUUGGCUCAUCUGCACUUAAUAGACUACAUAGGAGAGCAAACAGCUUUGUUAAUAAAGGUGGUUCCCGAGGAGCAGCGUUUGGCAGUGGCCAUCAUUUUAGUGCUCUGGGUGUCUGCUUUGGCCUCCUCCGUGAUCGACAACAUCCCCUUCACGGCUACAAUGAUUCCUGUGCUUCUCAACCUGAGUAAAGAUCCUGAUGUUAACUUGCCUAUGAAACCAUUAAUCUUCUCAUUGGCCAUGGGUGCGUGCCUUGGAGGUAAUGGAACAUUGAUUGGAGCAUCUGCGAACGUUGUUUGUGCAGGAAUUGCUGAACAGCAUGGUUAUGGCUUCUCUUUCAUGGAGUUUUUCAGUCAGUGUAGAGGAAAAGGGAAGACUUGUCCUGACAUCUUAAAGUCCUGUAUCCAGGAUAUCUUCAUGGGUCUGACAGAUAUGACAGAAGAUACAUGGACCCGUGUCAUCCUCAAGUGGCAGCUGGAAGCUGAGUGGGACAAUCUUCACAUCUCCAGUGGCACUGUUAGGUUUCCCCAUGAUGAUUGUGUCCUGUACCAUCGGGAUGUGCUAUCUUCUUGUUGCUCAUGUCGUAGUAGGUUGGAACUCAUAGCAAUUUAUAUUUUCAAGACUCAGAAAAGCUUUCUCUUUCAUUUAGUUUAUAUGUCAUAACACUAAGAACACAUAGAAAAAAGAUGUGUAAAACCCCAACAUAUGGUAUCAAUCAAAAUGAUUGUCAGUGUCAGCAUCAGGUUUGGUCAUUCUUAACCUACUGUUUUGUGAACAAUUUGCAGAACUAGACAAUCAAAAUUAAAAUAAUCCAUAUAUUUAAUUAUGAAUUCAAUUAUUGUGCAGAUGAAAAGACACUAUCACAAGGGAAUAUGUUGUGCCUGAAAGUUUGCAUUGACACAAUGUGAGUAUAGUCACAGAUGAAAAACUCAUUCACAAUAGCAGAUGUUCAGUAAUUUCUUUUUAGGGCUUCAUUUGUCUUUGUCAAUAUAUUUAGCUAUUUGUAUUAAAGUAACUAAUAUUCAAGUUGUAAUAAUAGACAGUUAAGCAGAAAGUCUGUACA
Molecule: messenger RNA, 3240 nt
Organism: Grus americana (Whooping crane)
Lineage: Eukaryota; Metazoa; Chordata; Aves; Gruiformes; Gruidae
Gene: OCA2
Product: OCA2 melanosomal transmembrane protein
Exons: 26
Coding region: 60-2840 (926 amino acids)
Biological process (GO): melanocyte differentiation; transmembrane transport; melanin biosynthetic process
Cellular component (GO): melanosome membrane
Source: RefSeq, a predicted model, not a curated record